Aspergillus fischeri NRRL 181 is the source of this 444-nucleotide messenger RNA. RefSeq lists its product as uncharacterized. Lineage: Eukaryota; Fungi; Ascomycota; Eurotiomycetes; Eurotiales; Aspergillaceae. The transcript has a single exon. The record is from RefSeq and is a predicted model, not a curated record. The coding region runs from base 1 to 444 and encodes 147 amino acids.
AUGACCGACUACACCGAUAACGCCGGAACCACGUACGGGAACACCAACACCUAUGACACGACGGGCUCUACAACGGGCUACGGUACCACGGGAAGCAACACCUAUGACACGACGGGCUCUACAACGGGCUACGGUACCACGGGAACCACCUAUGACAACACAGGCUAUGGUACCAGGGGCUACGGCACCACCGCUGGCACAUACGGCACCACCUACGACAACGGCUACGGCACAACCGCCUACGAUCCCACCACUGGAGCGUACGACCAGCACAUGGACUAUCGUACCGAUGGCUCGACGAGGCAUCACCGUGAAAGAGUGAAUCCUAGCGGGACAUAUCGACACCGCGAUGUCGAUCGCCGCGAUGACGGCACCGUCCGUGUCCAUAGAGAAUAUGACAACCCUAAUACCGGGACCAGCUACCACCGGGACUAUGAGCGAUAG